AUGGCCGCCCGUCCGUUCAUAGUUCUCUUUGUAGCCGUAGCGCUUGUUGGGAUUUGCCAGGCAGCGGAGAUCAAGAAAAGGGAUGUGGUUGGAUCAUGGGUGUGGGAUGACCAGAAUCAGCAGUGGAUUCAAAUUGAUGCUCCGACUGGCACCGGUGGGAUGAUGAUCGGAGCGAUGCCGUCGAUGUCUAACAAGGAUAUCAAGUCGAUGAUGUCCGACUUUACUGCUUCCGCUGCCGACAAGAUGAGUCAAUGGCAGGAUUGUUUCAUUAAUUUCUUCGAACAAGCAUACGCCUCGGUGCAAGCCCAGGCCAAAUCCAUGCAACAGAUGCCCCAAAUGUUCAAGCAGGGAGCUCAGGCAGCCACACAUGUCCUGAAAACCUUUGCCAACGGCCUAGCAAAAGCCGCAAAUUCGGCGAUGAGCGGAAACGGGAAAGCCAAAACCGAUGGAGGGGCACCUACUGGAAAAAUGAACAUAACAGGUGACAACGUCGACUACUCUAAUUUUGCCGCGGAUUACCUUCACCAUGCCGAUGCCACGACGAUGAGCAAC
Mesorhabditis spiculigera is the source of this 552-nucleotide messenger RNA. The record is from the annotation of a GenBank genome assembly. Lineage: Eukaryota; Metazoa; Nematoda; Chromadorea; Rhabditida; Rhabditidae.